Sorghum bicolor (sorghum) is the source of this 897-nucleotide messenger RNA. RefSeq names its product cell number regulator 2. The coding region runs from base 143 to 607 and encodes 154 amino acids. The record is from RefSeq and is a predicted model, not a curated record. The transcript is spliced from 4 exons. NCBI's taxonomy places the organism in Eukaryota, Viridiplantae, Streptophyta, Magnoliopsida, Poales, Poaceae.
ACCACGCACACGAGUUCGCUGAGAGCACGCAGCACUGCAGCAGAGCGCGGGCUCUCUCAGCCAGGCGCCAGGACAGGACACUCACUGCUAGUCUACUAGUGCUGUGCUACCACUCCGCAGCGGAAGGUGAUCGAAGCUCGCCAUGGCCAACAACGCCGCCUUUGGCGUGCAGGGGAACGCGGCGGCGGCCGGCGCGUGGUCCUCCGGCCUCUGCGACUGCUUCGACGACGUCGGCGGCUGCUGCCUGACGUUCUUCUGCCCGUGCGUCACCUUCGGGAGGAUCGCCCACAUCGUCGACCAGGGAGGCAGCUCGUGCUGCGUGAGCGGGUCGCUGUACAUGCUGCUGGCGUCGGUGACGGGGCUGGGCGCCUGCCUCUACUCCUGCAUCUACCGCUCCAAGCUGCGGUCGCAGUACGGGCUCACGGAGAAGCCCUGCGCCGACUGCUGCGUCCACCUCUGCUGCGAGGCCUGCGCGCUCUGCCAGGAGUACCGCGAGCUCAAGGCCCGCGGCUUCGACAUGUCCGCCGGAUGGCAAGACAACAUGGAGAGGAUGGGGAAAGGCGCCGUGACCGCCCCGCCGCAGCCGAACCCGGGGAUGUCGCGUUAAUGAGUACAAACUGAUGAAUACUCCUAUAUAUAUAAUAUAUACGCGCGCGUGCGGGUGCCAGAUGUGCACGUAUGUCAAGCUGGCCGACCUCUACGUCUACAUCGACCUUGUCGUUGCGUUUCUUGCUUCAAGCUAUCGUACUAUUUUGGUGGUGCAAUAAUCCUUCGCAGUCCCUAUAUAUAUUAAGAUCUUUUUGCAUUUUUUCAUAUACAAAAGCAGGAGCCAAGUGCAUUUGGUCCAGAAUCUCUACGUAUGUUUUGUUUUCGAGGAAUAAGAAGUCAGUCUAUUCA